This is a messenger RNA of Callithrix jacchus (white-tufted-ear marmoset), 3451 nucleotides long. Its product is annotated as serine/threonine-protein kinase MARK2-like. NCBI's taxonomy places the organism in Eukaryota, Metazoa, Chordata, Mammalia, Primates, Cebidae. Gene Ontology annotation, molecular function: protein serine/threonine kinase activity; ATP binding. Gene Ontology annotation, cellular component: cytoplasm. Gene Ontology annotation, biological process: intracellular signal transduction; protein phosphorylation. The record is from RefSeq and is a predicted model, not a curated record.
CAUUGUCUAGGUACUGUGGAUACCACUGUAAAUAAAACAUGUAAAACACUUGCUUUCUGAAGUUUAUAUGCAAGAGUCUGACAAAGAAAUAUGCAAGUGAAAUAUGCAAAUGUCAGAUGUUGCUAAGUGCAAUGGAGAUCAAUGAAGUAGGGAGGGUGGUGAGAGAGCUGCAGAGAUGUAGACUGGUUGGGGGGUGCUGUGAGCAGCGGGACUCAAUCCCUCCCAACCUGGCCCCUGUCACUCGUUCAGACUAGUGCAUCCCUCCAGAGAGCCACCCUCGAUCAUCCUGGGCCUUCACAGAGGCUACCCUCCUGCCCUUGUCCCUACUCACUUAGGCGACCCCUCCUCACACCGCAGGGCUCAGCACACUGGCCUCCAGAAAGCCCCACUUCUUCCCUCACCAGCGCUGACCUGAGGCCCAGGCCACUGUUCUCUGGCCCCACUUCACCUGAUGCUUCUCACGCUGAAGGAGCUUCAUGGCUGGGGGGCCUUCCUGAAGAGGCUAUGGGCUCAUGGAGGGUAAGGUAUGUCUGUUUCCUCUGUGUCCAUUACAUAAUCUCAACCACAUGAGGAAGGAAAAACCCUACAAGGAAAGGAAAAUAUUCUCUCCCUUCUCAAUGGUUGACAUCAACCAUUGAGAGAUGAAAGAAAAGGAAUUGAAUAUUUUGCAUGUAGACAUUAGGAGAUCUUCAAAAUCCAAAAGCUAUUUCAGAUUUUGAAAUUACAAAUGAUUGAAAACCACCAUGGCACGUUAAACCUAUGUAACAAACCUGCACAAUCUACACAUGUACCCCAGAACUUAAGAGUACAAUAAAUAUAGAAAAAGAAACUACAAAUGAAAAUGCUGUUGAAGCGUUGUACCAGUUUAAAUAGCUGGGAAACGAAAUAUCAAUCUCUAUAAUCCAUCUAGACAAAAGCACUUACUUUUUAAAAGAGGAAGAUGUUUUGGGGACCAAAAGAGAGAACACCUCUGUGAAAGAUCCCCAGCCAUGAUUGGCCCCUGCUUUGCUCUGAGCUCAUGAAAAGCCUUUGUGAUGUCAUAACAGACAGGCCUAUAUAAGGCCCUGGCUGGGUCAUGGUUUUUGGUCUGAGAAAUCCCUGGAAGCUUUUUUGGUGACCUGUGGACUCAGACCAGCUUAGCGAUUACGAGUUGUUUGGGGUGGUGGGGGGAGUUUUUGUGGGAGGGGCGUUGUUUUUUCUGGGUAGCGUUGUUAGCAUAGUUAAUAUAGUUAGUAUUGCUUAGUGUUUUAGUGUAUUUGGGAUAGUAAGUAGUGUUGUUUACUGUAGAGUUAGAGUAGUUACUUGGAUAGUGUAUCUAGAGAUACCAUGAAGCAGGGAGUGGCCUCCACCUCACCUGCCCUGCGGCCACCUUACUAUCAAAUACUGAAAUUCAUAGGCCGUGGUGCCUUUGGCGAGGUCACGCUGGCCCGGCAUUUAAUAACUGGCACCCGGGUGGCGGUGAAAACAAUCAACAAAACCGGCUUCCUCUCUAGCCACAGAGAGACGACUAUUUUAAAGUCGGUGAGCCACAGUAACAUCAUUCGGCUUUACCAGAUCAUUAAUACCAGAGAGGCGUGCCAGCUGGUAUUAGAAUACGCAGAAGGAGGAAGCCUGGCCGACUGGCUCGAAAAAAACAUCAUGGAGGAGGAGGAGGCCCGAGGCAUGUUCCAACAAAUGCUGUCUGCCGUGAGGUACCUCCACAAAAGAAAAAUCGCUCACCGAGACCUAAAACCUGACAACAUGCUGUUAGACAGUAAAGGACAUAUCAAAAUUUCCGAUUUUGGAUCAGCCACGAUUUACCAUGAGGGGCAGAGGCUGAGAGCAGGUCAUGGGACCCUCCCCUACAUGGCCCCAGAACUCUUUGGGGCCCAGGGCUAUGAAUGUCCCGCCAUGGACAUAUGGAGCCUAGGCGUCACGUUAUACCAGAUGGUGUCCAACAGUCUGCCCUUCUUCGCAGUGAGUCGUUUCCAACUGAUAUCCCUCAUUCUAUCUGGCCAGUAUGUUAUUCGGCACUAUUUUUCAGAAGGCCUAAAAAGCCUAAUUAAAAACCUUUUAAUAUCUAAUCCCAAUGAGCGGCCGACAGUAGACAAAGUCUUGAGGGACCCGUGGGUGAACAACGGCCAGGACUUGCCUCCAGCGACGUAUGAAGAGCCGAUUGAAGACCACCCGAACUGUGAGACCAUAAGGCUCUCGGUGGCCAUGGGAUUGAAGCCAGAAAACAUCGUAAAGGCAAUCGAAGACAACGUCUUUAAUUAUCCCAUGGCCACCUACCGUAUUUUAGAUGGAGAAAAAAAGCCAUCCAUUACUACUCCACAGUCUCUUGCUCCUGGGGAUCCUACAUAUUUAGUCACUGAGAUUUCCAGUUCACCUGCCGGCCUUCACAGGAAGUCAGACCCCCAGCAUGCCCCCACGGCCUCCCUGACCAUCGAGCGCAAUUGUGGAGAUGUAGAAAACUUGGCACGGCAAGCCCUCCAGUGUGACCAUGUGGCCUCCUCCACUGUAAGCGCCAUAGGCGGUGGUGGUGCUUUAGAAACCUUGGCAGAGCAAGCCCCCCAGCGUGACCUCGUGUCUGCAGCCUCCACCAAGUGCUCCACCGGCAGUGAAAAUUUAGAAACUUUGGCUCAACCAGCCCUCCCGCAUAACCUCACGGCCGCCUCCACCCAGAUCACCACCCAGAGCACCGUGGCUCAACAACCAGGACACGAAGGCAGCGUCCUCCAAGCUGGGCAGCCCGAGGCUGUGUUGACCCAGCCAACAAGAGGCUGGAGCUGCCGCAGGGCUGCCCGAAGGUGCAUUGCCAUAAUAAGGAGAUGCUGUUGCUGCCUCUGUCCACCCAAGAGGCAGAGUAAGAGGGCCCACCCAAGAGAAAAAAUUGGAGAGGACGAAGGCCCGAAACCUGAGACGCCCAGGAGCAACGUUGGAGCCUGCAGCACUUUAUAUUAAAAAAAUAUAAAAAUAAAUGUAUCAUUCUGAUAAAUGACCAUUUCUUGCUUCUUGCAAAUUUUGUAGUAGCACUGGAAAGGUGGCACGUGGGUUGCAGACACUCUGCUGCUUUGUGCCCUCCCUGCACAGGACCGGGGCUAAGAGAAGGCAAGGCGUGAGGCAAAGGAAAAGGCAGAUUUACUAGCACCUGCCUUAGUUGAAAGAAAAGCGGGGAUAAUGAAAGGAUGGAGGAGGACGUGCAAGAGAGCAAGAAAAAGAUAGAGCUAAACCAGAGUCUAAAACCUGGCCCAGACUGGAGAACGGUCUAUAAAGAUCAUGCGGUUUACCCCCAUGCAAUACCUAGUGGUGGCAUAUGAUCCAAACUGGUGGGUCACUGUCUUACACUACUACUAUUGUGGCUAUAGGAGUAUCAGGUAAAAAUGAACAAAAACAAAUCCUUUUGCCAAUCAAAAUAUGUCACUGGAAGGCAAGAGGUGUGGCACAAGUUCUUAUAUCUUCCCAGCUGCCC